This is a messenger RNA of Chelmon rostratus (copperband butterflyfish), 408 nucleotides long. RefSeq names its product MICOS complex subunit Mic10-like. The record is from RefSeq and is a predicted model, not a curated record. Lineage: Eukaryota; Metazoa; Chordata; Actinopteri; Chaetodontiformes; Chaetodontidae. The transcript is spliced from 4 exons. Bases 10 to 237 code for a protein of 75 amino acids. Gene Ontology annotation, cellular component: MICOS complex; mitochondrial inner membrane; mitochondrion.
AUUGAAAACAUGGCGGACGAACACGGACGGAAAUGGGACCGGUGUCUUGCUGAUACAGCCGUGAAAACAGUUACUGGCCUCGGCGUGGGCAUCGUGUUCUCUGUCCUUUUCUUUAAACGUCGCACAUGGCCUGUCUCCCUUGGUUCAGGUUUGGGACUGGGCAUGGGAUUAGCCAACUGCCAGCAUGACUUGAGGUCACCAUAUGUGAUUCAUGGCCGCAUGGUUAAGGACCAGUAGUGAAGGACUAAAGAUGAGGAGGAUUUGCCAUGAAGAUUCUCAUCUGCUUUUAUGUUGCCCUUGUUAUUUUGCUGCUCAUUUCUGUCCUGGCACUAAUGUCCAAUGUUGCCCACAUUGUGUCUAUCAAAGAGCAGUCAGUGUAUAUUUAAUAAAGUAAUUAUGUAAAACUCU